AUGGAGUUUGAGAAGAACAUCCUAGCUCACAAGGGCUUUUCCAAGAAGCUGCUGGCGGCUCUUCAAGAUUGGAAAAAUCAACAAGUGCUUAUAUCAAAUAGUAAUGGAGAAAGGACCACAAAAGACCUAAGGCUUGUUUUCAAAUGUGUUGACUCAAAUAACAAAGGAUGUCUUAAUGAAAAUGAAGUGCACAGUGCUCUAGAACUAUUUGGCUUUGUAGUCAACAAUGAAGGAAAGGAAUACAUAAGAAAAUCCAUUAAUUCUAAUAAAGGGAAUCUCAACUUCAGCGCAUUCCAGAAACUUGUUACAGACUGGCAGGGUGUGACACGAGAUUUUUACAGAGAACUCAAAAAAGGAUUUUCAGUCAUUGAUUUUGAUAAAGAUGGAAAAAUAACAGCUGCAGAUUUAAGGGAAGCCUCCAAGCUAGCUGGAAUUCACUUUUCAAGCAAAGAGCUAGAAGAGAUGCUGCAGGCAGCUGACAAAAAUGGAGAUCAGGCAGUGGACAUGAGGGAAUUCAUUGAGAUAAUGUUAAAGACCAAUCUGUUCUAAACAAAAACAUUUCAAAUUGUAUUAUGCCACCUGAGAAUUCAAUUAUAUA
Pseudophryne corroboree (corroboree frog) is the source of this 598-nucleotide messenger RNA. RefSeq lists its product as uncharacterized. Gene Ontology annotation, cellular component: centrosome; centriole. The transcript is spliced from 5 exons. Gene Ontology annotation, molecular function: calcium ion binding. NCBI's taxonomy places the organism in Eukaryota, Metazoa, Chordata, Amphibia, Anura, Myobatrachidae. Bases 1 to 549 code for a protein of 182 amino acids. Gene Ontology annotation, biological process: mitotic cell cycle; centriole replication. The record is from RefSeq and is a predicted model, not a curated record.